AUGGCUGGGCUUUUCCAGUCAUUUCGGAGCUCCAGCAUGCCUAAACGGCUGCUGCGAUAUGCUUUAUCGCGGCUGGAGCUGCUCGAUUCCGACGCGUUAGACAUGGAUAAUCUAGAUCUGGCUUUGGGUAGAAAUACAGUUUUUGAGUUUAGGGAUGUUGGAGUUCAGCUAGAUAAGCUUGAGAAGCUACUGAAACUGCCUAGGACGUUUGCGCUGCAAAAGGCCAAGGUCCUGCUCCUGCGAGUCACCAUACCUAUGGAUUUCUAUACGAGCCCUAUAUCUAUCGAAGUUGAUGGCGUGGAUGUCAAGUUGAAAGUACUAGUAUCUGAUGCAAAGUCCAAAUCGGACCGGUCAACUAAAUCUACCUCCGACGAUGCCUCAGCCGCUGUCCCAAACACCGUGGACCUUGCGCAAUCAUUCCUCGAAACGCAGCCGUCAUCGGAGAGAAGGAAACUCGAAGCUGCGCUAGCUGCAGAAGCGCAAGAUCUUGGCGCAUCUACAGCAAUGAGCGACGAUAGCAGCGAAGAUGAACCCGUCGUGGGUACUGGACAGCCUCUAUCAUUGCCCGGUUUCCUAGCGGGCUUCCUACAAGGAAUUAUGGACCGAAUGCAGAUAAAAAUCAAAGGCGUGGGAUUCCAGCUAGAUAUGGAUAUCCCUGUAGACUUGCAUUCGCCAGCCACCGAGCCGGUGUCUUUCCAAAUCGCCCUGGAAGGCAUCGAUAUCGAAGGCGUUACUACGAGAAGCGAGAAAUCGGAAGGGUCGCCAGUUGCAGCUCCCAAGGAAGGGAAGCGACAGAUCUCUCUGGACAAUGUCCGUGCCUAUCUUGUAUCCGAGGCCAACGUCUUUUCUACCCUAACACGAUCCUCAUCCAUGACUUCACCAUCCGCUACGUCUUCGCCUCAUGCGACAAGGAACCCUCCUUCGAGGGAAUCCACAUCCUUGUCGUUAGAGAGUCCCCAGGAACCAUAUUUUGCGCCAUCAAUAAUGUCAUCACACCACCAUCAUCAGGCACAGUCGCCUCGGGAGAGCGUUUAUAGCCAGCAUAUGACUUCAUCGCAAGCGAGUUUCAAUGAUCAAUUUUUGCCAUCACUUCAAGGGAGCUUCAGGGACCACCUAGCCGACGCAAAUGAAGCAGAUCAGCCCAAUUACCCAUUGGGAGAUAGUGAGGAAGCUCUUGGAAUUCCAUACGACUUUGGAGAAAAUGAGGAUGAAGGCAUGCUAGAUGACGAAGCCCCUGCGACUCCCCGCGCUUCACUAUACCAAGACUUCAACUCCCCCGAAAAUGCAAGGUUCCAUUCACCUGAAGAUCCUGCGCCAUAUUCCUCACCCCCAAGAAGUAUGUUCGAUAGCGGGCUAUCUAGGUCACAAGAUGCCUUAGAGGAGCAGGACUUCCAACCGACCUAUGCCGUGUCGCGACAAGAGUCAGAUUUAGGGGCGUCUGGUGUUAUUCAUGCUCAGUCUUUGGCGGAGUUGGGGUACCAAGAUCAUUAUGAACCAGAAAAUCUGGCUGAAGAUCUCUCACAAUCGCAUCUCUAUACACACGAGGAGGCUGAGAGCAUGUAUAUGAGUGCUUUCUCGAAGGCAGAGAGCGAGGCUGAUAUAUCUGAGCUCAAAUCCUCAACACACUCAGAUGCGUCAACCAUUGAACAAGCAGUUCCGUCGUCAGUGGAAGAGGCAGCUCAAAUUCAAAUUCCUCCUUCUCCUCUCCCUUCAUCUCCUCGAGCUCCUUCAUCUCCUCAUGUACUUUCAUCUCCUCAAGGACCUUUAUCUCCUCAAGGACCUUUAUCUCCUCAAGGACCUUUAUCUCCUCAAGUACCUUUAUCUCCUCAAGUACCUUUAUCUCCUCAAGUACCUUUAUCUCCUCAAGUACCUUCGUCCCCUCGAGUUUCUCAAUCUCCUGGAGUUCCCCAGUCUCCUCAAGCUACUUUGUCUCCUCGAGCACCUUCGUCUCCCCGAGUUCCCCAGUCUCCUCAAGCUACUUCUUCUCCUCGAGUUCAAUCUCCUGGAGUUCCCCAGUCUCCCCAAGGCACUUUGUCUCCUCGAGUACCUUCCCCUCCGCAAGUCAUCCAAUCGCCUCGCGCUUCGCCGAAGCCUGCCAAGGAAUUUGUCUCAGCCAUGCCCGGGGGCUGGGAUGAUAAUGCGUCUGAAGGUUCAUCGGCAUCCGAUCGGACGAUGUCUCCCCAUGUUGAGACUGAGAAAUUGGUUCCCAAGCCGGACGAGAAAUCAGAGCCACAACCACAGACUGAAGCCGAGGAUGAGCCCAACUUUAGGUCUGAGCAAGAUAAACCGAAUUCUCAUGUUCUCGACCAAACUUCAAUAACCGAGGACGCACCGAUUGGCAUUGAAGAGAAGCCACAGCACGAGGAUGUGGCUACUCCAAAGGGGCCGACACGAGUUGUCAAGGAAAUUCUACAUCUCAAUUCUAUUUCUAUAUACGUACCAACCACACAUCAGCACAUUGAAAUAGAAGAAGAUACUUCUGAAUCAGUGGCCGAGCUUGCUAGGGCGAUGAGCAAUUCGGUAUAUCCUCAAGCGCCUGGAGCCUUUUCUGUGCACGCGCCAUCUUCCGGCUCUGUGUACGGCCACAGGCCCUCAAUACAACGAACUCAGAGUGUUGAUAACGUUUUGGAGGUAGAUUUGUCUCCAGUAUCCAUCCGCUUUGAUGCUUCACUCGCCUUUGUGCUUGCUAUGAUUGUUGGGAAACUUCUCGAAGCGGUCAAGCAAGACAACCCAGUAAAGGUCUCAAGCAGUGGGGCUGAAAAUGAGCAACACUUGGAUAAGACGCCAGAGAUUAAGGUGACUGUACAGGAAAUCUCAUUGGAUUUCUUGAGCCGACUUGGUGGAGUGGCAGAUACGCCUCAGCGCCAUCUGGACUCUUCGGCGUUUAUGUUUGCCCACGAAGUUCUUCUUAAUGCAACAUUGAGCGGCUUGACCAUUGGCGUUUCCCCAACCAAAGUACCGGUACGGCUAGCUGGAAGAGGCGGUCCGGAUAAGCAAGAUGCCAUUCAAACAACAAUCGACCUGCAAACUUUCCGCUUCGGAUAUGCCAAAGAUGAUAUCAUCUCCUUUGAUAAAGCCAAGCCAAUGAGUACCUCUGUAAGAGAUACUUUUCUUUCAAACGGGCAUGAUGUUGGCAUCAAAAUCACACAAACAAAGGAGGGCGUCAAAACCGUGAUUGAAACCCUACCACUGGCUGUUCAUAUUGAUCUACAGAAACUAGAUGAGACAUUUAGCUGGUUCGGAGGUCUCAGUAGCUUUCUUAACAUGAGCGCUUCAAUGACUUCCAGCCCGUCGCCUACACCUAAGCCACCGCCCAAACCAGCAUUCAUCCAGAAGCCAAAAGGUGUACGAUUUGAUACACCUAUCAAGCCAGACGAUAAAUCCGCUGCUUUUGAGAACAAGAUCGAUAUGCGGAUAGGUGGCUCUUUUAUCGAGCUCCUUGGCAAAGAAUGCAGCUUCAUUGCCGAGAGUAGAGCCAUCACGCUCGUUAGUCGAGACGAAGGCAUGGGAAUUGGAUGGCGCAUGAUGCGCGUAUCUGGGCCAUACUUGAAAAAUUCCAUGGCUGAACCUGCUAUCAAUACCGAGAUCAUUGGAGUUAGACUGGAAUUCGUAACUAUCCCCACCAAUUCAGAUCUCGAGAAGCUUCUUGAGCUGAUUACGCCCUCGAAAGCCAAGUUUGAUCAUGGAAGCGACGAAAUCAUGGUUGAUACUCUCUUGCGCCAGCGAAGGAAAGGCUCGGUACUCAGAGCUAAAGUAGAUACUUUGAAUGUGCGAGUGAAGAACCUGGCCCAAUUCGAAGUGCUACCAGCCCUAGCUGAAGAAGUGGCCAAGUUGUCUACUGUGGCGAAAUAUCUCCCAGAAGACGACCGACCUGGACUCAUGACGCUAGCAACAAUCCAUAACCUUGGCACGAGUGUUGAUCUUGGAGGGAACUUUGGGCAGCUUAGCUGCGAUAUCCAGGAUCUUGAAGCUGCGCAUAUUACCGUUCCAUCGCUGGUGGCUGUUGCAGUCUCUAUGAUAUCCGUCCGACGCAACGAAACCGAAGAGCUUAUCAAUUCUUCGAUCCUGUAUCCUUCUGCAGAGACUGCUGCAAGUCGAGGUCCAGUCGUUAUGGCGAGAAUGAUUGGUGACGACAUUGAGCCAGUCAUCAAGCUCAACCUACAGGAUAUCAGCAUCGAGUACCGAGUUCCCACUAUUAUGGAUAUUCUUGGCCUGGCAAACGAUGCUACGCCGCAGGAUUUCGAAGAGAGUCUUGCUGCAUCAGUGGCCAGUCUUGGUGACCAAGCUCACGCCGCACUGGCGCGACCGCAGCCCCAGUCACCGACUGAGGUCGCCGCUAAACAGAGUAAACCAAUGACUUUGGAUGUAUCAUUUCGAGACUGCCUUGUCGGCUUGAAUCCUCUCAACCAAAAAUCCAAGAUGGUCCUUGUAUUCACAGAUGCUCACCUCGCCGUCACUCUUCCAAAGGAUGAGGUGACGAACGUGAAUCUGGAUAUUAAUAAGGCCUCGAUUUUGCUGACAGAUGAUGCCUCCCUUAGCGCGCCAGAUGACCGUGCUUCCAGAAACCCAAGACGCCGGUCGUCCUCAUCAGCAACUCCUCAAGUAAUCUCCUUGUGUUCUCAAGGAUAUGUGGAUAUUUGCUACAUGUCCUCAGCAAAAGUCAUUGUCAAUGUGGCUCCGGGCAUGGAUGGUGAGAAGCAGGUAGAAGUUGAAGUUCGAGAUGAUCUUUUGGUGUUGGAGACUUGUGCAGAUUCAACCCAAACCCUGAUAAGCUUGACCAAUGCUCUUUCGCCACCGACUCCGCCAAGCAAAGAGAAUAAAUACCGGACCAAGGUAGUGCCUGUCCAAGACUUGCUUGCUUCAAUUUCCGCAGAGGCAUUUGGCAAGCCUGAAGGGGAAUACGACUUUGAUCAGGAUUUCUCUGCUGCACAAGAAAUGGCUAAGAGCCAGUCCGACAUCGGUUUUGGAAGUGAUGGUUCUCUCCGUAUCGAAUCUCAAUUUUUUGGAGAUGAACCUGUGGGAGAAGAACUGUUCGAUGCUAUGAAUCUUUCCAUUACAUCACAAGAUGCGAAGAUGCAAGAUACUAACGAGGGAGUCUUAAUCUCUGGGCUUGAAUCUUCCACUAGCCACGUCUCGGAAGACAGCGAAGGUCUAGUUAUUCACGACGACUUUUAUAGCCGCAAUGCCGCUGAAGAGCACUCUGCAAAGAUUUGGAACUCGAAUAAGAAUACUUAUGACAGAGCUCCCGCGCACCUGGUAAAGCGCAGCCCCCUCAAAGUAUCUGUAAGAGAUGUGCAUCUCAUCUGGAACCUAUUUGAUGGCUACGACUGGGUCCAUACUCGCAAUGUUAUCAACAAAGCUGUCCACGAUGUAGAGGCUAAAGUCUUUGAGCGCCAAGCACGACUUGCCGGUCAGCCGGUUUACGAAGAAGAGCUUGAAGAUGAAGAGACAAUAGGCGACUUCUUGUUUAACUCCAUCUAUAUCGGAAUCCCAGCCAAUCGAGACCCGCAAGAAUUGGCUCGUGCCAUCAACGAAGGCCUUGCCGACAAUGCGACGGAGACAGAAUCAGUCGCUACUACAGCUGUGACAGCAACAUCGAAUCGGACUGUACGUAGAGGGUAUCCCAAAUCUCAGCGCCUGAAGUUGCGACGGAGCAAACGCCAUAAAAUCACUUUUGAGCUUCGAGGCGUCAACGUUGACAUGGUUGCAUUUCCCGCCGGAACUGGAGAAACACAGAGCAGCAUUGAUGUUCGAGUUGAGAAUCUUGAUAUCUUUGAUCACGUUCCCACGUCAACAUGGAAAAAAUUCGUGACUUAUGAUCAAGAUCAAGGGGAGCGCGAGAUGGGUACUAGUAUGGUACAUCUUGAAUUACUGACUGUGCAGCCACUGCCAGAGCUCAGGGCUUCUGAGAUUGUGCUCCGAGCAACUGUGCUGCCCCUGAGACUACAUGUCGACCAAGAUGCGCUUGACUUUAUUACUCGCUUCUUUGAGUUCAAAGAUGACAGCGUGCCAGUUCAUUCGUCGCCAAGUGAUGUCCCUUUCUUGCAGAGAGCCGAGGUGAACGAUAUUCCGGUUAAGCUUGACUUUAAGCCGAAGCGAGUCGAUUAUGCUGGUCUUCGAUCGGGCCAUACGACUGAAUUUAUGAAUUUUAUCACAUUGGAAGAGUCUAGAAUGGUGCUCCGGCAUGUAAUCAUUUACGGAGUUUCUGGCUUUGACCGCCUAGGCAAAACACUCAAUGAUAUUUGGACGCCUGAUGUCAGAAGUAAUCAGCUUCCAGGUGUUUUGGGAGGUCUAGCACCGGUGCGAUCACUAGUCAAUAUCGGCAGCGGCUUUAAAGAGUUGGUCGAAAUUCCCCUCAAGGAAUAUCAAAAGGAUGGCCGUAUUAUUCGAAGCAUAUCCAAAGGAGCUGCUGCGUUUGCUCGCACCACUGGUACCGAGCUGGUUAAGUUUGGAGCAAAGCUUGCAGUUGGUACGCAGUAUGCAUUGCAAGGUGCAGAAGAGAUGCUUGGAACUGGUCGCCGACCUGAAGAGGCUUGGGAAGACGAUGAUCUCGACGCAGAUGAUAAGAAGCAAAUAUCGCUGUACGCAGAUCAUCCGACAGGCGUGAUCCAAGGCAUUCGUGGCGGCUACAGGUCGCUUGCUAGAGAUGUAAACCUGGCACGAGAUGCUAUCAUUGCGGUACCGGGUGAAGUUAUGGAGAGUCAAUCAGCUAGUGGUGCUGCCAAGGCAGUGCUGCGACGAGCUCCGACAAUCAUCUUCAGACCAGCAAUGGGCGUCACCAAAGUAAUUGGCCAGACAUUGAUGGGAGCGACGAACUCGAUUGAUCCACACAACCAACGCAGAAUUGACGAGAAAUAUAAAAAGCAUUAA
Molecule: messenger RNA, 6870 nt
Organism: Trichoderma asperellum CBS 433.97
Lineage: Eukaryota; Fungi; Ascomycota; Sordariomycetes; Hypocreales; Hypocreaceae
Biological process (GO): piecemeal microautophagy of the nucleus; autophagosome assembly; autophagy of mitochondrion
Cellular component (GO): phagophore assembly site
Molecular function (GO): phosphatidylinositol-3-phosphate binding
Source: RefSeq, a predicted model, not a curated record